CAAGCCCCCAAUCGACCAGUGCAGCAACAUCAUACGUACUUAUUAUAUAUAUAUAUAUACGUGCGCGCAUGGACACAAUCAUCAGCACAUCAACCAUUUCCCGAGAGCUGAGCUUCACCGGUCGAUCGUCGCACGCCAUGGUGGCUAUGGCGCCCGCUGCAGGGCUGGUCCUGGCUUCGCUCGCCGUGGUGCUGGCAACCACGCUGUGGACGGCGGCGGUGCACCUGGUGUGGCGCCCCUACGCCGUCGCGAGGGCCUUCCGGCGGCAGGGGAUCCGCGGGCCGGCGUACCGGUUCUUCGUCGGCAACAACGAGCAGGUCAUGGCGAUGCGCGCGGCGACGGCCGACGACGUGCUCGACCUCGGCUCCCACGACAUCAUCGCGCGCGUGAUGCCGCAGUACAAGGCGUGGGUGGCGUCCUACGGUAAGGUUUUCCUCUCGUGGUCGGGGUAUACGCCGUCGCUCUGCGUCGGCGACCACGACAUGGUGAAGCAGAUCCUGUCCAACAAGACCGGGCUGUACGGCAAGCCCAACCCGGGGCCCAACUUCCUGGCCCUGCUGGGCAAGGGCCUCGUCUUCUCCGACGGCGACGACUGGGCGCGCCACCGCCGCAUCGUGCACCCGGCGUUCACCAUGGACAAGCUCAAAAUGAUGACCAGGACGAUGGCGGAGUGCGCAGGGGACAUGGUCCGGCCGUGGGAGGCGCUCGCCGCGGCGAGCGACGGCGGCGUGGCGAGGGUGGACGACGUCGGGCAGCAGUUCGUGGAGCUGACCGCCGACGUGAUCUCGCACACGGCGUUCGGGAGCAGCUACAGGGAGGGGAAGGAGGUGUUUGUGGCGCAGCGGGAGCUCCAGUACAUCGCCUUCUCCACCAUGAACAACGUCCGCGUCCCGGGCCUCGAGUACCUCCCCACCAAGACCAACCAGCGGCGGCGGCAGCUCACGGGAAAGGUGCGCGGCACGCUCAUGGCGAUCAUCCGCGAGCGGCAGGCCGCCGCCAAGGAGGCCAAAGGCUACGGCAACGACUUGCUUGGCCUGAUGCUCGAGGCCAACUCGUCGGCCGGCGCCGGCGGGCAGAAGGCGGCCGCCAUUAGCAUGGACGAGAUCAUCGACGAGUGCAAGACCUUCUUCUUCGCCGGGCACGACACAACCUCGCACCUCCUUACCUGGGCCAUCUUCCUCCUCGGCACGCACCCGGAAUGGCAGCAGAAGCUGAGGGAGGAGGUCCUCCGAGAGUGCGGCGGCACGGGGACGCCGCUGCAGGGCGACGCGCUCAACAAGCUCAAGCUGACGACGAUGGUGCUGUACGAGACGCUGAGGCUCUACGGCGCAGUGAUCAUGAUCGCGAGGGAGACGAGGGCGGACACGGAGCUCGGCGGCGUGAAGAUCCCCAAGGGCACGACCACCAUGAUCCCGAUGGCGAUCAUGCACCGGGACGAGGAGGUGUGGGGCGCGGACGCCGGCGAGUUCAAGCCGGACCGGUUUCAGAACGGCGUGGGCAGAGCCGCGAAGCACCCGAGCGCGAUGCUGGCCUUCUCCGCCGGCCCGCGGUCGUGCAUCGGGCAGGACUUCGCGAUGCUGGAGGCCAAGGCGACGCUCGCCGUGAUCCUGCGCCGGUUCGAGUUCGAGGUGGCGCCGGAGUACGUGCACGCGCCGGCCGAGUUCCUGACGCUGCAGCCCAAGUGCGGGCUCCCCGUGCUGCUCAAGCUCCUGGGUCAGUAGAGCAGCUGCCUCUUUGAAGUACAAAAUAAGUACAUGAGUGGGCUUGUAUCUUUUUGGUUUUGGGUUUUGAGCUGUGGGCUUGUAUCUUCACUACGUAUACCUCUAGCAUUUGUGAGCAGAAGAACGUGAGGUGUUUUUAUAAGUACUGCUCAUUGAGGUUAAUUUCUCCUAGUCCUCUCUCUGAUUGACUAAUUGCCAAGGUUUAUCCUCACUCCAGCUAAAGAGAAAAAGGUUU
This is a messenger RNA of Triticum aestivum (bread wheat), 1956 nucleotides long. Its product is annotated as cytochrome P450 709B1. NCBI's taxonomy places the organism in Eukaryota, Viridiplantae, Streptophyta, Magnoliopsida, Poales, Poaceae. The coding region runs from base 69 to 1721 and encodes 550 amino acids. Gene Ontology annotation, molecular function: iron ion binding; monooxygenase activity; oxidoreductase activity, acting on paired donors, with incorporation or reduction of molecular oxygen. The transcript is spliced from 2 exons. The record is from RefSeq and is a predicted model, not a curated record.